GACUGACUGACCCACAAGAGCCAAGGUGGUGAAGGUAAACAGCCAUCAGUCUGCCUCAGCACCCCGGCCACACAGUCACCAUGAAGGAGGCCACGCUUGUAGGGAGCACCAUGGGUGGCGGCACCCUCUCCUGGUUGGACUACGGGGUGUUUAGCCUCAUGCUGCUGCUCUCCCUCCUGGUGGGCGUCUACUUCGCCAUCAAGAGUCGCAACAAGGGCAACGACGAGUUCUUGGUGGGCGGCCGAAGCAUGACUUGCCUGCCCAUGUCCAUGUCGCUGGUGGUGACCUACCUCUCAGCUAUAUCUCUUCAAGGCUCCCCCGCUGAGACCUUCUACCAUAGCAUGCAGCCUUUCUUUGCCGAUCUGGGCUUCCUGGGAGUACCCAUUGCUGCCAUCGUCUUUGUCCCCUUCUACUACGAGCUGCAAAUUGUCUCCGUUUACGAGUACCUGGAGAUGCGGUUCAACUCUGUGACAACGCGUCGUGUCGCCAGCGCCCUCUUCAUCACGCAGACGCUUCUCUACCAGGCCAUCGUCAUCUACGCCCCGGCUCUCGCCCUCGCUGCCGUCACCGACUUCCCCAUGUGGCUCGCCAUCCUUGUCGUGGGCGCUAUCGCCUCCUUCUACACUACCAUCGGAGGCCUGAAGGCGGUGGUGUGGACCGACGCCCUACAGUUUGUGAUCGUCGUAGGAGGCCUCAUGACCGUCGUCAUCAUGGGAGUGAACGAGGUGGGCAGCCUGCAGAAGGUCUGGGACAUCAACGUCAAACAUAAGCGUGCAGGACUACAGGUUCUCAACUGGAGUCCGGACAUAUUUGAGCGACACACCGUGUGGGGUCUGUCGUGGGCGAGUUUAUUCGGCACCAUUGUGACCUACGGCACCUCUCAGACGGCCGUCCAGCGGUACUCCAGCAUGAAGAGCCUCACCCACGCCUACCUGUCAGUGUUCCUCCUCAUCCCUUACUUCACCGCCAUCGGCGCCCUGUUGACCAUUACUGGUCUGGUGGUGUUCGCGACUUACGAGGACUGCGAUCCUCUGAAGGCCGGGUUGAUCCACUCUAAGGACCAGAUCCUGCCGUACUACGUCGUGGAUCGCUUCAGCUCUGUCCCUGGCCUGGCAGGACUCUUCAUAUCCUGCCUCUUUUCCGGGGCGCUGAGCACCAUCUCGUCCGGAGUGAACUCUCAAGCAGCUGUCACCUGGGAAGACUGGCUGUCUAAGCUGCCAAGCUGUGCCUCCCUCUCCACCUCCACCCAGACCCUCAUCACCAAGUUACUAGCGCUGGUGUACGGGUUCCUGGCGGUGGGUCUGGCCUUCAUGGCGGGCAAGACGGGAGGCAUCCUGCAAGCCGCCAUCGCCGUGAUUUGGUCUGUGACUGGUCCCCUCAUGGCCGCUUUUGUCAUGGCAAUCUUCAUGCCCUUCACCAAUGCCAAGGGAAACGUAUUCUCCCCCAGGGCGCGUGUACCGCCAUGCUGCUGGGCACCACCGUGGCUCUGGGGUUGUACUUCGGGUCGACGGCCGUGGGCAUCACACCUUACUACCUCCCCACCUCCAUUGAAGGCUGCCCUGCCGACCUCAACAUCACCACUACCACACCAAAGCCCAUCGUCAGAGUGGAGGACCUGGACUUCCCUAAGAAGCUGCUGGGAAUCUCCUACACCCUGCUGGGAACACUCGGCUUCGUGGUGGCCCUCACCAUCGGCAUCCUUGUCAGCGUCUGCACCGGAUGCAACAAGGAUCAAGCCAUCAAGCGAGAACUGGUCCACAAGUGGGUGCGCUGGUGCCUCCCUGACCCCGACGACUCCACCAACACCCAUUUUGAUGGCAAGAAAUAUACAACACAUUUCUAAGACCUUUAAGUCCACGUAAUAUACAGCCAAUUAUGUGUUGUAUAAAACACACUUGAAAACACGGUUCGUUUGCAUCCGUGUAAAUGAGUCGGCAGAAAGAUGACCCCGGCCAGUACCAUCGUCGUGACCUUGCCUGUAAGAUCUACUGGAGGUCAGGGACGACACAACCAGGUCAACGGCAGCACCACUACACCUUAAUGUUCAACACGAGAGGACCUCUUGUCAACACACCCGAGAACUAGAUCUCUCCCUCUUUCCUGCUGUCACCACAAAGAACCACGAUGACUACCUCACAGAGUCCAGAGUUAGAACAUUUUGGCCCCGUGCUCACCCAAACAACCAAAGAUACAAGAAUUACCUGUUCAUUCCCAGUAUCUUAAGUGAGGAUAUGUUACCAGCCAUUUUCGGAUGGUAACUUAACGCUAAGUAACUUUCUACCUAUCUUAAAGCUGACUUCUUCAAACAUAACUUAUACUCUCAUUUACAUAGCUGUCUGUAAUCUUUAUUUUACAUGUGAAAAAUUAUAUAUAAACUAACAUAGAGACGCUAGGUUCGUGUGUGUGUGUUUAUAUAUUCAAUUGUAUAUAUUAAGUACCAGUACAAUUAACAUAGGAUAUAUUACCAUAAAACUAAAGAGAUUUCUACAUGGCCUGGCAGUGUCACGUGUGUGUACCAAGUUCAUCAUCCACCUCUGUGUUUACCUGUCAAUUAUAAAGGUAAACAUCACACCCGUCUAAGCUACAGUAUACACCCUUACACCGCCUGGUCCUCAGAGAUCCCUUUACCCCAAGGCAGUAAGACAGGUCACUAGUCCCUGCACUGGUUGGCGCCUCAUCCACCAGAAUAUCGAUAAAGGCUGGGUAUUAUUUAUUAUCAAUAAACGUGGCUAAAAACUG
Homarus americanus (American lobster) is the source of this 2739-nucleotide messenger RNA. RefSeq names its product sodium-coupled monocarboxylate transporter 1-like. The coding region runs from base 81 to 1862 and encodes 593 amino acids. Gene Ontology annotation, cellular component: membrane. The record is from RefSeq and is a predicted model, not a curated record. Gene Ontology annotation, molecular function: symporter activity. Gene Ontology annotation, biological process: transmembrane transport; sodium ion transport. The transcript has 14 exons. Lineage: Eukaryota; Metazoa; Arthropoda; Malacostraca; Decapoda; Nephropidae.